AUGGUCCAAGUCACUGUCCGGAACGUCAGUGGCCAAGAGCUGGAGCUAGAGCUAUUUGACACAGAAACGGCCUUCGACGUGAAGCAGAAGAUUCAAGCACUCUGGGGCCUUCCGCCAGCUUGCCAAGAGUUGGUCUUGCAAUCGACGUUACGUACCAUCGCGGACGCCUACAGCUUUGCCACUGGCGAAGAGCUGGAGUUGCUGCUCAUCUGCUCAUUGCGGGAGGUGUGUGCCCGCCUGGGCAGCGGCAGCGUGACCAAGCGAGCUUCGGCCUUGAAAGAUCUGGCGGCGGUGAGGGGUCAUGCUUCUGCGGUCGAUGACCCCAAUGCUCACGUGCGAGACCGAGCAGUCGACGCUAUCCUCCAGGUCGCCAACAUCGGCAAUCAGUCAGUCUUGGACGUGGCAAACCGAUUGUUGGACACGCAGGAAGCAGAGUUAGGCCUGCGCCUGAUUGCGGGUGUCGCCCCGCGAGGCACGGGAGCCCCUGAGCCCUAA
Symbiodinium natans is the source of this 495-nucleotide messenger RNA. The record is from the annotation of a GenBank genome assembly. Lineage: Eukaryota; Dinophyceae; Suessiales; Symbiodiniaceae.